Messenger RNA from Pelobates fuscus (common spadefoot toad), 3551 nucleotides. It is a transcript of the gene LRRN1, whose product is annotated as leucine rich repeat neuronal 1. The record is from RefSeq and is a predicted model, not a curated record. The transcript has 2 exons. Lineage: Eukaryota; Metazoa; Chordata; Amphibia; Anura; Pelobatidae. Gene Ontology annotation, cellular component: extracellular matrix. Gene Ontology annotation, molecular function: protein binding. Bases 308 to 2464 code for a protein of 718 amino acids.
UCCUGGUGCAGAUGGAGCUCCUGGCAGCGGCCAAUCAGGGCUCAGUGAUCAGCUGACUAGCAUUGGACUUACCCCAGGGGCAGGAGGAAGUCAGUGUCAGUCGGACAGAAGAGGCAGUGCAGAGGGUUGUGCUGGUGAUGGGGGGUGAUGAGGGUGGAGUGCAUUGAGAGGGGCCCUGCUAUAACACAUACAGAGGUAUUGCAAUACUGUUGUUUCAGAUUAUUCAAUCAGAAGUCGUGGAGGAAUCAUUAGAAGACUUACUCUGUUUGACUUUGUGGAGUUGUGGGAUCUCUGUGCAAGUGUUAAAAUGGCUUGGAUAAACAUUGUUGUGUUAACUACUUGUCACCUUGUGAUUGGGCUUCUCUCCAGUUCUUUAACCGAGUCCUCAGCUCCAACUAAUGAAUGCCCCCAACUCUGUGUUUGUGAAAUUCGACCAUGGUUUACUCCACAGUCCACUUACCGUGAAGCCACAACUGUGGACUGCAAUGACCUUCGCUUGACCCGGAUUCCAGAAAAUCUUUCUGCAGAUACCCAGGUGCUUUUACUUCAAAGCAACAAUAUAGCAAGGACUACUGGAGAGCUUCAGAGGCUUGUGAAUCUUACAGAACUCGACCUGUCUCAGAAUAACUUCACCUCCAUCCAGGAUGUUGGGCUGUCCAAUCUUAGCCACCUUACAACUUUGCACUUGGAGGAAAACCAAGUGUUUGAGAUGACUGAUUAUUGUCUACAGGACCUGAGCAACCUGCAAGAGCUUUAUAUAAAUCACAACCAGCUCAGCUCCAUCUCACCUAGUGCCUUCUCUGGGCUUCACAAUUUGCUCAGGCUACACCUUAACUCAAACAAGCUACGAAUUAUUGACAGCCGCUGGUUUGAAUCCACUCCUAACUUAGAGAUCCUUAUGAUUGGAGAGAACCCUGUAAUUGGCAUAUUGGACUUAAAUUUCCAACCUCUUGGUAACCUACGAAGUCUGGUGCUGGCUGGUAUGUACCUAAGUGACAUUCCAGGGAAUGCCCUUCUUGGUCUGGAUAACCUAGAGAGCCUUUCAUUUUAUGACAACAAGUUAGGUCAAGUUCCUCAGCUGGCUCUACAAAAAGUGCCAAACCUCAAGUUCUUGGACCUCAAUAAGAACCCGAUCCGAAAGGUUCAGGAAGGUGACUUCAAAAACAUGCUGCGCUUAAAAGAGCUGGGAAUCAACAACAUGGCAGAGCUAGUGUCUCUGGAUCGCUAUGCAUUGGACAAUCUUCCUGAGCUGACCAAGCUGGAAGCUACUAAUAACCCCAAACUCUCUUAUAUCCACCGAUCUGCCUUUCGCAAUGUGCCUACGCUAGAGAGUUUAAUGCUAAACAAUAAUGCACUCAAUUCUGUGUAUCGCGGGACUGUUGAGUCUCUUCCCAACUUAAGAGAAAUCAGUGUACACACCAACCCACUUCGCUGUGACUGUGUUCUACACUGGAUGGGUUCAAACCAAACUAACAUUCGUUUCAUGGAGCCACUUUCCAUGUUCUGUGCACUUCCCCCAGAAUAUCGUGGACAACCGGUGAAGGAGGCACUGGCCCAAGACCCUGCAGGGGAACAAUGUCUUCCUAUGAUUUCUCAAGAUACAUUCCCCAGCCAUCUAAACCUAGACCUCGGAAUGACUGUUUCUCUUGACUGUCGGGCAAUGGCAGAGCCAGAACCGGAAAUCUACUGGGUGACUCCAUUAGGGCAUAAGGUCACCAAGGAAACUCUCUCUGACAAGUACCACCUAAGUGAUGAGGGUACAUUGCAAAUUUCCAGUGUGCAAGUCGAAGAUUCUGGGCGUUAUACAUGUGUGGCACAAAAUUCGGAAGGGGCAGACACCAGGGUAGCCACACUUAGAGUAAAUGGAACAUUAUUAGAUGGAACCCAGGCCCUUAGAUUGUAUGUACAACAGACUGAAUCCAGCUCAGUCUUGGUAUCCUGGAAGGUGAGCUCUAGUGUUUUAGCUUCAAACCUGAAGUGGUCUUCGGCCACUAUGAAGAUCGAUAACCCACACAUCACUUACACAGCCCGUGUCCCAGCUGACGUUCAUGAAUACAACUUGACCCAUCUCCAGCCAGCCACAGAAUAUGAAGUGUGCCUGACUGUGUCAGGCCUACAUCAGCAAGCUCAGCGUGCCUGCAUCAAUGUCACCACCAAGGGCACGACCUACUCUUUGACUGUUACUGACCAGGAAACAAGUGCUGCCUUGGCUGCUGUAAUGGGUUCACUCUUCGCCCUUAUUAGUUUUGCCUCUGUGUCUGUUUAUGCAGCCAAAAGGUUCCAGAGGAAAAACUAUCGCCAUUCUUUGAAGAAGUAUAUGCAAAAAACAUCAUCUAUUCCACUGAAUGAACUUUAUCCACCCCUCAUCAGCCUGUGGGAAGGAGACAAUGAGAAGGACAAGGAAGGGGCAGUAGAAGCUAAAGCUUCCCAAGUGGACACCUCACGGAGCUAUUACAUGUGGUAACACUAUAUAGAUACAAACUAACAGAGCACAAAGACUGUUAAGAACCCCUCACAUUUUCUCCUGUAUUCUUUCCCUUGAACAGUUUGCUUCUUUUUCUCUUUACCUGGAUGGAAAUGAAGAUACGCUAUGGAAAAAUCACUGCAGCUUUCUAAUAUUUUGGUUGAGCAGUGUACGUGCUACGGGAAGAGAAUGUCCAGGAUGUACUACAGGAAGAGAAAGUGCAACUUUGCUGUUUUGGCAACAGAGUGACCGUUCAGACUUUAUUAUUUUGGGUUUCUAUAGUAUAGCAGAUCGCAGCUUUAUUUGGGGUGAUUUUUCUCUCUCUCUUUAUUUUCUCUAGUUACCUGAAAGUUUUUUUUUUUUUUUAUUAUUUUAUUUUAAAAGGGCUACUUUUAUUGACAAAGCAGCCUUGUAGUGUGAAUGCUUGUUGCAUUGGCUCGGGUAGAUCUACAAUGUAAGGACCCAGCACGCCUGACACUCCUAGGGCCAAACAAGUGAACUGACUGUAUCGUUGUAUCAACUACUUCUCUGGAAUUUUUGAACUGAUGGGGAACAGAAGCCUGACCCUCUUUUGUAGUAAAAUAAAUAUAAAGCUUCCUAGUAAAGCUGUGUUAGCAAUACUCUCUGCCUGGUGGUGUUCUAUGAGGGGUGUUCCCUGUAGAACUGCGUAUCACCCCAUUGAUCACUGGAUUAUGUGUGAGUAAUGAGUGGCUGCUUAUGAAGACCUCAUUUCCAGUCAACUUUUAGAGUAUCUUAUGUUGAUUUUUUUGUCAUGAUAGCAUAAUAUGGUGCAUAGAGACCUCAGGAAGAGAUCACCUAUCACCUUGACAUCAGACUCCACUAAUGCCGCAUGUCAGUGCCUCAGCUUCCCACCCAAUAACCACAUUACUUUUUCUGCAUGUCACCCACCUCGUUAAAGCACAAUCUCAGCCAAUCCUGCUGAUAAUGAAAACAUUUUAGGAAGUAGUGUAUGUCUCACCCAGCUCAGAAUGAAAUCUAAUACAGAGUGUUAAUAGAGGACAUAGUGUCACUUUAUUCUGUACAAAAUGUUGUUUUCUAUAUCAGAAUAAACCCUGUUUUUUCACAC